Molecule: messenger RNA, 810 nt
Organism: Angiostrongylus costaricensis
Lineage: Eukaryota; Metazoa; Nematoda; Chromadorea; Rhabditida; Metastrongylidae
Source: the annotation of a GenBank genome assembly
CUGCCUUCAGUUUCGAAAUCUCCCCGUUUCGUCUUAGUGCUUGGGUACCUUGUCAAACACUUUUGCUCAGCAGCCCGAAAGUUGGUGUUCGUACAGGCCAUUUGGAGACAUGGUGAUCGUGCUCCGCAAUCCUUACCUUAUCCCAAUGAUCCGUAUAAAGAAAGAGCAUGGAGACGAGGAUGGUCACAGUUAACGAAUGUGAGUCUUUUUAAACUGUAUUGUGACUAUAUUUCCUUACAGGUGUAUAUUCGUUCAUCAGAUUCGGAUCGAGCGCUUACUUCAGCGCAAGCUUUCUUAUCCGGAUUUUAUCCAGCCAAAGGUUGUUUUAAAUGGGAACGUGGAAAUCAUUGGCAACCAAUACCGAUUCACUCAGCAACUCCUGAUGAACCGGAUUUGUUGCUCAAGCCCACAUCUGCUGACUGUAAAAACUUGGACAAAUUGGUGGACGAAGAAGAGGCAAAGCAGGCGAAACAUUAUGAAGAAGUAUAUAAGGAUAUGUUCAAGUUUCUCGGAGAACGCACUGGUAUCGCGAACUUUUCGUAUGAAAACGUUAACGAUAUAUACGACGUAAAAAGAGAGCAGCCGCGAUGGGUGUUCAGACGCUGGUCGAAGUACAACAAUCGAAGCACGAUGGAGAUAAUGAGUGAACUGCGCCGAAUUCGGAGAAUCACCAAGUUUAACUCGGCUACAAAAGCUAAACAUGACGGCACGCUGCUUUCGUUAAUGUAUGCCAUGGGGGUUGCCAAUGAUCAGAUGAUACCGUAUGCUUCGUCGUUUAUCAUGGAAAUCUACAACGUAAUAUAUUCUUAA